Messenger RNA from Danio rerio (zebrafish), 1339 nucleotides. RefSeq names its product heat shock protein family A (Hsp70) member 4b (gene hspa4b). NCBI's taxonomy places the organism in Eukaryota, Metazoa, Chordata, Actinopteri, Cypriniformes, Danionidae. Gene Ontology annotation, cellular component: cytoplasm. Gene Ontology annotation, molecular function: ATP hydrolysis activity; ATP binding. The record is from RefSeq and is marked provisional.
ACAGUAGAAUAAUGAAUUAAAACUGUCGUAUUUACUCUUCGCAUUAUACAGAUUGACCACCUAGUCCUCAUUUGAUUUCGGGCUUAUAGUACUUGAGUAAUCCUGCUAUUUUUAAGAUGUCGGUGGUGGGUUUUGACGUGGGUUUUCUCAACUGCUAUGUUGCGGUAGCUCGAGCCGGAGGAAUCGAGACUGUGGCCAAUGAAUACAGCGACCGAUGCACACCAGCAUGUGUGUCUUUUGGACCACGAAAUCGGUCUAUUGGAGCUGCAGCAAAAAGCCAGAUGGUCACCAACUGCAAAAACACUGUCCAUGGAUUCAAGCGUUUUCAUGGUCGGGCUUUCUCAGAUCCAUUCGUCCAGAACUUGAAGCCUAGUCUCGUUUAUGAUCUGGCACAGAUGCCAUCGGGCACGACGGGCUUAAAGGUGAUGUACAUGGAGGAGGAGAAGGUGUUCAGCAUUGAACAAGUCACUGCGAUGCUCCUCACCAAACUCAAGGAGACUGCUGAGAGCGCCCUCAAGAAGCCUGUGGCUGACUGUGUCAUCUCUGUCCCCUGCUUCUACACCGAUGCUGAAAGGAGAUCCGUCAUCGAUGCAGCUCAGAUUGCAGGACUCAACUGUCUGAGACUCAUGAACGAGACCACUGCAGUGGCUCUGGCAUACGGCAUCUACAAGCAGGAUCUACCCGCUCCUGAGGAAAAGCCAAGGAAUGUGGUGUUUGUGGAUAUUGGCCAUUCAGGCUACCAGGUUUCUGUGUGUGCCUUUAAUAAAGGCAAGCUUAAGAUUCUUGCUACAGCCUUUGACCCUGAAAUGGGAGGAAAAUAUUUCGAUGAGAGGCUGGUCAAAUAUUUUUGUGAGGAGUUUGUCGUGAAGUACAAACUAGAUGCGAAGACCAAACCCAGAGCUCUGGUCCGGCUCUUCCAGGAAUGUGAGAAGCUGAAGAAGCUGAUGAGCGCCAACUCCUCCGACCUGCCGCUCAACAUCGAGUGUUUCAUGAAUGACGUUGAUGUCUCAAGCAGACUUAACAGGGCUCAGUUUGAAGAGAUGUGUGCUGAUAUUUUAGCCCGAGUGGAGCCUCCGUUGCGCAGCCUCCUGGAACAAGCUCAUCUGAAGAAAGAUGACAUCCAUGCAGUAGAAAUAGUGGGCGGUGCUUCUAGAAUGCCGGCCAUCAAAGAGCGAAUCAGCAAGUUCUUUGGGAAAGAGCCGAGCACAACGCUGAAUGCAGAUGAAGCUGUGGCCAGAGGAUGUGCUCUCCAGUGUGCAAUCCUCUCUCCGGCUUUUAAAGUCCGUGAGUUCUCGAUAACAGAAGUGGUUCCGUUUCCCAUCUCUCUUAAAUGGAAUUC